Choloepus didactylus (southern two-toed sloth) is the source of this 2852-nucleotide messenger RNA. It is a transcript of the gene CHTF18, whose product is annotated as chromosome transmission fidelity factor 18. Lineage: Eukaryota; Metazoa; Chordata; Mammalia; Pilosa; Megalonychidae. The transcript is spliced from 21 exons. The coding region runs from base 20 to 2746 and encodes 908 amino acids. The record is from RefSeq and is a predicted model, not a curated record. Gene Ontology annotation, molecular function: ATP binding; ATP hydrolysis activity.
UUCGGCGCGCGCGGCGGCCAUGGAGGACCCGGCGCCGGAGCUGGAGCCGGAGCCGCGCGGCGCCGAGGACGACUUCCACAGCCGGUUCGCGGCCGAGCUCGAGGUGCUGGCCCAGCUGGAAGCUCCCCCGGCCAAGCGGCCCAGGCUGGAGGCGGCCCAGAGGCCGGACUUCGGGCCCGAGGAGACGGAGGAGCCGCUGCCUCCCGCCUCCCGGCUGCUGGUCACGCCCCUGCCGAGCCCCGAGCGCCCCGAGGAGCUGCGGGGCGAUGGGCCCCGGGACGCUGGUGCCGGCGCGGAGCUCGCCUGGGCCCUGCCGGCCGCCCGCAACCCCGUCCUGCGGCGGCCGCCGGUCCUGGAGGACUAUGUCAACGUGACGUCCACGGGCGGCCAGCGGGCCUUCCUCGUGCUGCGGGCCGACCCCACGGGCACGGGGGUGCAGAGCCCCCUCCUCGGCGUCCCGUGGCGCAGCUGCGGCCGGCUGGACCUGCUGGGCGUGCCCUUCACCUCGCUGAGGGAGCAGGUGGACAGCGAGCGGCGGCAGCGGCUGCUGCAGGAGGCCCAGCAGCUCUCGGACACUCUCCGCAGCCUCAGGCCCGCAUCGGGGGAGGAGGCCCGGCCCGUGGGGGCCCCCGAGGAGGAGCCGGAGGAAGCCGGCGGUACAGGCGAGCCUCAGCACCAGCUCUGGGUGGACGAGUUCGCGCCGCGGCACUACACGGAGCUGCUGAGUGACGACUUCACCAACCGCUGCCUCCUCAAGUGGCUGAAGCUGUGGGACGUGGUGGUGUUUGGCCGUGAGAGGCCCGUCCGGAAGCCCAGGCCUGGCACGGAGCAGCCCCGGGUUGGCAAGGAGGCCACGGCCACCACCAAGUGGAAGAGCCACGAGCAGGUGCUGGAGGAGAUGCUGGAGGCCGAGCUGGACCCGAGCCAGCGGCCCCGGCAGAAGGUGGUGCUGCUGUGUGGGCCUCCGGGGCUGGGCAAGACCACCCUGGCCCACGUGAUCCCCCGGCACGCGGGUUACUCUGUGGUGGAGAUGAACGCUAGUGACGACCGCAGCCCCGAGGCCUUCCGCAGGCGCAUCGAGGCAGCCACGCAGAUGGAGUCGGUGCUGGGUGCUGGCGGGAAACCUAACUGCCUGGUCAUCGACGAGAUCGACGGGGCCCCUACGACCGCCAUCAACGUUCUCCUGAGCAUCCUGGAGCGCCGGGGCCCACAGGGGGCAGAGCUGGGGGGUCCAGCUGUGCCCGGGAGCACCGGGCGGCAGCGCCGGGAGGGGGCACUGCUGAUGCGGCCCGUUAUCUGCAUCUGCAAUGAUCAGUUUGCGCCAUCCCUGCGGCAGCUGAAGCAACAGGCCCUGCUGCUCCACAUCCCCCCAACGCUGCCCUCACGACUGGUGCAGCGCCUCCUCGAGAUCUCUCGGAAGCGCGGGAUGCAGGCCGACGCGGGCGUGCUCGCUGCCCUCUGUGAGAAGACGGACAACGACAUCCGGGCCUGCAUCAACACGCUGCAGUUCCUGCACGGGCAGGGCCGGCGGGAGCUGAGCCUCGGGCUGGUGCGGAGCACGCACGUCGGCCUCAAGGACCAGCGCCGGGGUCUCUUCUCCGUGUGGCAGGAGGUCCUGCAGCUGCCCCGGGCCCGGAGGCGAGGGGUGGGCCGGGACCCCGUGUGGCCUGCCCACGCACUACUGGGUGGGGACGGGGACUCAGGACCACACCCCACCGGGGAGCCCCCGACCACGGCCUCCCAGCGCUUCUACCACGUGCUGCACGUUGCCACCUCCGCGGGCGAGCACGAGAGGGUGGUCCAGGGCCUGUACGACAACUUCCUGCGGCUGCGGCUGCGGGACCCCGGCCUGGGCGCCGUGUGCGCCGCCCUCGACUGGCUGGCUUUCGACGACCUCCUGGCAUGCGCUGCCUACCACGGCCAGAGCUUCCAGCUGCUGCGCUACCCGCCCUUCCUGCCCGUGGCCUUCCACGUGCUGCUCGCCUCCAGCCACGUGCCGCGCCUCGCCUUCCCCAGCAGCCAGCAGGAGGCCCAGGCCCGCUUGAGCCGGACGCAGACCCUGGUGCAGACGCUGCUGUCGGGCACCACACCCACCGCCCGCAGCCGGGCUGCGCCCCAGGCGCUCGUCCUGGACACACUCUGUCUGCUGCUGGACAUCCUCGCGCCCAGGCUGCGCCCCGUGAGCACGCAGCUGUACAGCGCCCGCGAGAAGCAGCAGCUGGCCGCACUCGUGGCCACCAUGCUCGCCUACAGCCUCAGCUACCGGCAGGAGCGCACGCCCGACGGGCAGUACACCUACAGGCUGGAGCCGAACGUGGAGGACAUCUGCCGCUUCCCCGGGCUGCCAGCCCGCAGGCCGCUCACCUACCAGGCCAAGCAGCUCAUCGCCCGUGAGAUCGAGCUGGAGAAGAUGCGGAGGGCAGAGGCCUCGGCCCGGGCGGGCCCCCAGCUGGACGGGGACCUGACAGAGGGCUGUGGGCAGGAAGGGGUGCGUCCUGCCCCCCGCAACCACGAGCAGCGGCUGGAGCACAUCGUGAGGAGAGCAGCUUUCGAGGAGCAGCCGGAGAGAGACUUCUUUGGGCGGGUGGUCGUCAGGAGAGCUGCCCCGAGCCCAGAGGAUGCAGCCCCCAAGCCGGCGGAGCGGCGCCUGGGCACGGCCGUGGGCAGGAGCGACGUGUGGUUCCGCUUCAGCGAGGGUGUCUCCAACGCCGUGCGCCGCAGCCUGUACGUCAGGGACCUGCUGUAGUGCCCGCGAGGGGCCCACCGCCUCGUGCCCCCGGAAGCCCCCUGCCCGGUGCACAGUGUACGAGACCCGUGGUCCUUGGAAGGCUUUAUAAAAGCGACACACGACA